GCAGCCAAGACCAACCCUAUUCUUCUUCUUCUUCUUCUAUCUCUGCCACUCCCCCUAACUGGAUUACAUACAAUAAUACAAUGCAAAUCCUGCAACGUUUGAUUACAUCAACAAGUCGAAGAGUGGCGGCACAUGAAAAGUGGAGGCACUGGGGACCUUCAAGAAGGUUGUGUUUCUCAACGGAUUCAAAAAGUGGAGGCAUAGAUGAGAUGGGAUGGCAAAGCCCUCCGUCCUGGUCCCCCGCCGGCCACUUCAACGGUGAAGACUCUAACAUGUCUCUCUCCGAAUUGCAAGAAAUGGAGGACAAGAUCCGUGAACUGGAAGCCGAGAACCGCAGAAGCAAGGGCUUCGUUGAAAGCUGGCAGGGACGCAUGGCUGAGACCAGCGUGUUGCUCAAGCAGGUUCAGGAACCCGGUGCCAGAGGCUCCUAUCUGAAGGAUUCCGAGAAAGCCCAGAUUUACCGGUUGCACAAGGAGAACCCUGAGCUCUACACAGUUGAGAAGCUCGCUAAGGACUAUAGGAUCAUGCGCCAGAGGGUUCACGCCAUUCUCUGGCUUAAGGAGCUUGAGGAAGAGGAACAGAAAAACCUCCCUCACCCUCUCGAUGAUUCCGUUGAGCUCUUGCUCGAUACUUUCCCCGAGUUUUUUAAUUCUCAUGAUAGGGAGUUCCAUGUUGCGUCGCUUCCUUACAAACCUGACUUCAAGGUUAUGCCAGAGGGCUGGGAUGGCAUUACCAAAGAUGUGGAUCAAGUUCAUUAUGAGAUCUCCAAAAGGGAGGAUGAGAUGCUUUAUCAAGAAUUUGUUGAGAAGAUGAACUUCAAUAAAAAGAAAAUGGCUGGAGAGGUUAAAUGCCACAAGUAUAGUCGACGGCGCUCUUCAGACGGAUGGACUUUUAUAGUAGAGAAAAUGGGUUCCCGGGGAAAGCGUGGAGGUGGCGGCGGCUGGAAAUUUGCUAGCAUGCCUGAUGGAUCAACCCGAUCACUGAACGAGAUGGAGAAAAUGUAUGUGAGGCGAGAGACUCCACGCCGGCGACGCAAGAUCCUUCCUUGAUUACUUGAUUUUUCUUGGUUUUUUUUUUUUUUUUGGGAAGUUGAUAAGCUGUUAAAAUUAGAUUUUGGAGCCAAUGCAUUCAAUGCUUAGGGAUAUGUAUCUGUUUUUUUUUUCUUUUUUUCUUUUGGGGAGUUAUUGUCGUGUAUUUUAAUAAGCUGAGCCAAGGGUGAUCCUUUAAAUUCAUUCUCCUCAUAUUGUUAACGCAUGCUAUGUUGAAAAUUAAGAUCUUUUUUGUCAAGUAAGAAGGUAACCCCUAAUUUAAAUGCAUGAACUUAGAUGAUUUACUUAAUCCGUGCAGGUGUUUAGUCUAUUCAGAAAAAUAACUAAAUGAUCUCUCGGAUUUGUCCUUAGGCAUUAAGGAUAGUGCAUGUAAGAAGAUUUUGUUGUAUACCAAGUUUUGGAGGCCCACACCAAUCCCCGGGAGUAGAUUGUAAAGAGAAAAGCGCUGAAAUGCAGUAAUAGACACUUAUUCAGGGUCAUAUGUAGACAUUGAUUAACCGUUGGUUCAGAUUACGGGUCCUUAGAGUUGGGAGCCGAGAUUCAGACCUUGAGGAUGAGGUGGUUGGAGGCGAGGGUAUACAGAGGUUGGGACUCUGAAUUGAACUCAUCUGAGCUGGAGCAAAAGUAGCUUAAAGCUUUAUUUGAGAGUUUGGGAGAGAGGAAGAGAGGAGAAAGAAGGAUUAAUACAAAACUCUUCAAAUUAGGUGACUUUGAAAACAUGGGAUUAGGAGGGUUUUGGAAGGUUAAUAAACCUUUUCCCUUUCAUUUAAAACUUCCAAACAAGAAUAACCACAAUGGAAACUUUCUCCUCUCUCGUCUUCUAAAUAUCAAUUCCCAAACAAAGUUUAAGUGAUCCAAUCCAAAAUGCAACCCAUUUUUAGUGCCUUUGGAAGUUCUAUUUUAAUCUUGAAAAAAGGGCAGAACAUCCUACUAAUCUAUAAACACCAGCCCAGAAAAAAAACACAUUCCUAUAACAAUAUAUGAAAAGUAAAUAUUUAGAAAUUAAAUGUCAAAUAAUAUAAUCAAUUUCAAUUCAAAUAUGUCUUUGGUAAACAUACGAAGCUAAACUUGUAGUUCAAAUGAUUUAUGAUCAUGAUGCAUGAGAAAAACUUGUAGCUUCAUGAUUUGACAUAAAAAUAGAAUUCUUUUUGAGUCAUGAACUUUUUCUUGUCAAUCCAACUUAUCAAAUUUUGAGAACUUAUUGAGAGUUUCAACUAAAUUCUUAGUUUGAGUGAAAAUAACGAAACAAUAAUGGUUCACUAACCACCAAUAUGAUAAUAUUUAUUUGGGGUGUGGUAGAGUGAUUCUUGUAAUAAAUUAUAGUUCUUUGGUGUUGGUUAGUUUUACUCAUGAAUGUCAUAAUAUAAAUAAAACAUAUAGAUAUAUUUGAAUUAUAAAUACUUGUUUUAAUGCUUUUUAGGUAAGUUGAGCUCAAAAGAAAAAAAAAAAUAGAAAGUCCAAAUAGGUCAAUAAAAAUUAAAAAGCGCAACAAACAGGUUCAUGUUGUCAAAAGAUGGCACCGUAAUAAGCUCACGAUGAUAAUUUAUAUUAUGAUGUCUUGUCGUGGCACAAGUUAAAAUGUGCAUGGACGUGUAGUGGUAAUGACAUGCUACGACAUGUAAUUCAUAGGAUAGCAUGAGGUUAUUGGAAAAAGCCCAACAAAGAGAUUUUAAAAAGGUUUUAGGUUAAUAAGUAUGGUGAAUGAAUU
Abrus precatorius (Indian licorice) is the source of this 2757-nucleotide messenger RNA. RefSeq lists its product as uncharacterized. The transcript has 3 exons. NCBI's taxonomy places the organism in Eukaryota, Viridiplantae, Streptophyta, Magnoliopsida, Fabales, Fabaceae. The coding region runs from base 81 to 1049 and encodes 322 amino acids. The record is from RefSeq and is a predicted model, not a curated record.